Molecule: messenger RNA, 1660 nt
Organism: Cetraspora pellucida
Lineage: Eukaryota; Fungi; Glomeromycota; Glomeromycetes; Diversisporales; Gigasporaceae
Source: the annotation of a GenBank genome assembly
AGAUGAUGACCCAUGUGCCCCAGUUGUAGCAACACUUCAUCCUAAAUACACUGAUGUGAGAAAUUGUCUGACUAGUUUUCCAUAUAACGCAUUCGUGGCAAAUGAGACUGUCGAUUUGUUAAAAAAGUACACUUCUGAGUUCUACGUGUUAUUUAAUCAAGCCAGAGAGCAAGAAAAACCUGGAUUUACAUUUGAAUCAGUAGAUCUAAUCGAAGAAUUGGAUAAAAUUAUCAAGAGCAAUCCUAAAUCGGAAUUUGAAUUCAUGGUCAUAAAGGUUUUUGAUGAUUUAGUUGAUCCUACGAAUAUUGAUUGCGAAGUGUCUUUUAUUGACUCUAUACCUGCUUUUGAUGCAAUCAAAAACUUUGCCAAUAAUCAGAGUUUUAUCUCACGUGAUCUCGGCGUUCGUUUAAAUAAUGCAUUAACUUCUAUAUCUCUAGUAGAUGGUAAACCAUGGGUAUUAGGAAGUGAAUUCACUGUUCGAGUAGAUUUGCCUGAAACGGAUAGUAUCGAAUACGCCUUAAUUUGCCCAAAUACGGUAACUAAAAAUGUUACGAGGGAAUGGUUCGUUACAUUUUUAGAAUUUAAAGGGCAAAAUGAAUCUUUCUAUAAAGAUUUUUGUUUAGUUAAUACCGGUGGGCCUAAAACACUCGAAGAUCUCAAAGUAACAAAAGAACUUAACAUUGUUCCAUACACUUUUCAUCCCAAAGUAAAAGAAAUAUUAACUAAAAAUCCCCAACCUUCUAACUCUGUUAAAUUAAGUAAAGCUACCCUAGUGUUUGAUGCUGGUAAUGCACAAUUUUAUAAAUCUAUCAAUUCUGAUUUUGGUAUUAUAGUUCUAAUUAGUGAGGUUGGGGAUACUGAGUCAACAUUAAAGGGAUUUAAAACAUUGGCUAAUGAUUCCUCAAUAAAAAAGCUUGUUAUUGAUAUAUCAAAUAAUCCUGGUGGAGGGAUUCAAUAUGCUCAAUUUAUCGAUGCACUCUUAGUACCUUCUAAUUUUACACCUUUUCCUGAUGAUAUGAACGUUCAAUCUGAUUUAGUGCAAAAAGCAAUUACUCAAGCUUUCAAUAAGGCUGAUCCAGAUCCUUUAGAUCCUAUUAGGCUUAUUAACUUUAUAACUGGCAAAACUUAUGAUUCUCCCGAAGAGUUCAUAGGAUCCAACGAAUUUAGAAGAGGUGGUAGUCUUUCUAAAUAUUCUACAAAACAUUUUAUUGAUACCGAUUUAUCUGGCCUAAUUAAAUUGCCUUGGGAUGCUGAAAAUAUAAUUAUUCUUUCAAAUGGAGCUUCUGGUUCCGCUGCUUCUCUUAUUUCUCAAUAUCUUUCAGAAGUUGGCCAAAUACGCACAGUUUCUGUUGGAGGAUUUGCAAAUCAAGAUUUAUCUUUCGCUUCAUUCACUGGGGGACAGGUUUUUGACAGUUUUACCAUGUUUCAAGUCUUAACAAACCUUGAUAUAACCGAUUUACCUCCUUUAAAUAGUCGAUAUAAUAAUCUUGGAUUGACCUUUACUUUAAAAGAAGCGUAUAGUUUAAAAAAUCCUGACACAGUGCUAGAUUUUGAUUUUAGACCUGCAGAUCACAGAUUAUAUUAUGAUGCACAAAAUAUUAGAGAUCCAAGUUUAUUGUGGGUUGAAGCUGCUAAUUUUAUUAAUUCAACUUCAGCUUAA